Messenger RNA from Pseudovirgaria hyperparasitica, 264 nucleotides. RefSeq lists its product as uncharacterized. Bases 1 to 264 code for a protein of 87 amino acids. The transcript has 4 exons. The record is from RefSeq and is a predicted model, not a curated record. Lineage: Eukaryota; Fungi; Ascomycota; Dothideomycetes; Acrospermales; Acrospermaceae.
AUGAAGCCCGUCGUAUCUGCGCUGAACGCAUGGACAUGCGUCGUCGUAUCGGUCUUUGCUAUCAUAAUCCUUUCUAUCAUCGGUUCUCUGUUUAAAGCAAAUCACCACUCGAUGAUGGGUUCAACAGACGAUCCUAAGGAUGGAGCGGCGGUUGCGGGAGCGGUCUUCGGCGCUGUGGCGGUAUACGGGGCCUUUCUCAUCUUUUGCGCCAGCCAAGGCCUACUACACAUCCGCGAAAGCCGCCGGGGCGCCAUAUCGCUAUAA